GGCAAGGCAGGGCAUACUUCCUGUUGUCCAGACCUUAUAUAAAACGUCAUGAUCGUCUUGGUUGCAGAGACGCACCUCGCACUGGCCCAGUGGCUGCCGCCUGAGGUUUCCCAAGGACCACAAUGAACAAGUGGCUGUGCUGCGCACUCCUGGUGUUUCUGGACAUCAUUGAAUGGACCACACAGGAAACCUUCCCUCCAAAGUACCUUCACUAUGACCCAGAAACCGGUCGUCAGCUCCUGUGUGACAAAUGCUCUCCUGGCACCUACCUGAAACAGCACUGCACGGCCAGGAGGAAGACGGUGUGCGUCCCUUGCCCUGACCACUCUUACACAGACAGCUGGCACACCAGUGACGAGUGUGUGUACUGUAGCCCAGUGUGCAAGGAGCUGCAGUCUGUGAAGCAGGAAUGCAACCGCACCCACAACCGAGUUUGUGAAUGCGAGGAAGGGCGCUACCUGGAGCUGGAAUUCUGCUUGAAGCACGGGAGCUGUCCUCCAGGUUUGGGAGUGGUGCAGGCUGGAACCCCGGAGCGAAACACAGUUUGCAAAAGAUGUCCAGAUGGGUUCUUCUCGAAUGAGACGUCAUCCAAAGCUCCCUGCAGGAAACACACGAACUGUAGCGCUCUUGGCCUUUUGCUAACUCAGAAAGGAAAUGCAUCACAUGACAAUGUCUGUUCCAGAAACAAGGAAACAAUGCAAAAAUGUGGAAUAGAUGUCACCCUGUGUGAAGAGGCAUUCUUCAGGUUUGCUGUUCCUACAAAGAUUACACCCAGUUGGCUUGGUGUUCUCAUGGACAAUUUGCCUGGGACAAAAGUAAACGCAGAGAGUGUGGAGAGGAUAAAACAGCGACACAGCUCUCAAGAACAAACUUUCCAGCUACUGAAGCUAUGGAAGCAUCAAAACAGAGACCAGGAUAUGGUGAAGAAGAUCAUCCAAGACAUUGAUCUCUGUGAAAGAAGUGUGCAACGGCAUAUCGGUCACGCAAACCUCACGACAGAGCAGCUUCGCAUCUUGAUGGAGAGAUUGCCUGGGAAGAAGAUUGGCCCAGAAGACAUUGAGAGAACGAGGAAAGCGUGCAAACCGAGCGAGCAGCUCCUGAAGUUACUCAGCUUAUGGAGGAUCAAAAAUGGAGACCAAGACACCUUGAAGGGCCUGAUGUAUGCACUCAAGCACUUGAAAACAUAUCACUUUCCCAAGAAUGUCACUCACAGUCUGAGGAAGACCAUCAGGUUCUUGCACAGCUUCCCCAUGUACAGACUGUAUCAGAAGCUGUUUUUAGAAAUGAUAGGGAACCAGGUCCAAUCAGUGAAAAUAAGCUGCUUAUAACUAGAAAUGAUAAAGAAGCUGUUUCUUCAAGAAGGGCCAGACUGACAGAGAAGACUGUUUCUCAAGCACUGGAAAAACCUCAGUGAUUGCUUUCUCAUCAGCUGGUGGGAACGAAGACUCCCGACCCCAUAUUAAGAGCACUGGGGAUCCUGAGUACCAAAAGUGAGGAAGGCUAUUUUAAAAUUUGCAAAGCAAGGUGUCAGCCCAGAAUGUCAGGAUGCUGAGUGAGAGCAGAGGGGAUAUUUUUAUAACCCCAAACAUAGGUCCCUUCCUUCUUUUCCUCGUGGCUGAGUAUUCAGAAGGCUUCUAUGAUCUUCCAUGUCAUCCAGAUCUUAUUUUUCCUUCUGCAGCUGUUAGUCUAUUACAUUCUGCUUAUUAUAAUGCUUAUCAGGUGCACCAGCCUGAUCGCAUUAGUAGGUUUGCUAGGCAAGUUUGACUGUUAGCUAUUUUUCCAUUGGAUGAGUUAAUUUGGGUUGGGGGCGUGGCUAGACAAACGGGUGCGGGUUGUAGUUGUUUGUUUAGCAGAGCACCAAUAAGAAGAGCACAGUGUUUCUUGUUCAUCUGUAAUUGGACCUAAACUGACUCAAAGUGCUCUUAUUUUGAAACUAAUUAUCAAAUUUUAUGUAUUACAUCAAUAGUGACUGGCUUUGUUUCAGGGCACAAACAAACAAACAAACCCUGUGAUACGGAGAAAUAAUUGAUACUUCCCCCAACAUUCAACAAAUCCCCAAUAGUUUAUCCAGCUCUCAUAUCUGGCCCAAUAUCUCACUACGUGUUCUCUUAUUACUGCUUGCAGUAAUUCAACUGGAAAUAGCAAUAAUAGGAAUGCAGUGUAAGCUCCAUAGAAUCUCUCUGAAUAUGGGAAACUCUAACUUAAAUAGCUUUGAAAUUUCAGUUGUGUUCAAAGCUUUUAUCAAAAAAGCUGACACUCUUGUAAAAGUUGCUAAUGUAUCUUUAGGAAUAUUAUAGUAUUGCUAUUUAUAUUCAUCCAGAUAUAAGAUUUGUACAUAUUAUUAUCCUCGAGAGAAAUGGUGUAGGAAUUAAUUUUAGAGAGAAAAAAUAUUUCUGUUUACUAUUAUGACAAACAAAAGAGAUAAAAUAUAUUUUUAAUAGAAACUUUGUAGAGUUUUCUAAUAGGCACUGCCAG
Molecule: messenger RNA, 2475 nt
Organism: Psammomys obesus (fat sand rat)
Lineage: Eukaryota; Metazoa; Chordata; Mammalia; Rodentia; Muridae
Gene: Tnfrsf11b
Product: TNF receptor superfamily member 11b
Exons: 5
Coding region: 123-1328 (401 amino acids)
Biological process (GO): signal transduction
Molecular function (GO): protein binding
Source: RefSeq, a predicted model, not a curated record